UUGCGUUAUCGCACACUGUCAUUGGACGAAACGAAAUUUCCCUCCAUUUUUUUUUGGUUUAUAAUUUGCAAUCGACCGGCGUAAGCUUUUCCAAAAUGCAAUUUGAACGUGGCAAAGAUAAACUCUGCAAAAUGUCCAUGGAUAUACGCCACAUGACCAAGUCCUGGCGAAGUUUCGUAUGCAAGGGCCGCACUGCCAUGAAAAGUAUUUGCCACCUUCGGAAGCUGAUUUCCGAUGCGGAGAAUCGGUUGAACAAUCUUACCAAUGAACGUGGCCUUAGAACGGGGGACAAACAGAUUCGAGUGUUGAACGAACGACUGGCCAAUCCCAUGGCCACGAUGAAAAUGAUUCUGAAUAAGCUGCUCAUUAUCCGGGACAAGACCUGUCAAUAUUUGAGCAUCACGCGCAUGUGUAUGGACGAUGAAAUUCUUUGCAACUACGAGAUAACCCCGAAUAUAAGGACACCGCAGCUGCUGGAGAUCCUCGAGUUCCUCCGCUCGCGCUUCGAUCCCGAGUGGGAGGUCAAAGAGAUGGUAGUCCUGGCCUUGGACAACAUUGGCAGCGCCGAAGAUAUGGACAUGCUGAUGGAUGCCUGGGGCAACUGCCGCCAUGCUGGCGGAGAGGAGUUUUCCCAAAAGCUGAACGAAUACUUGGAUGCGCUGAUGGGCAACCACUAACGCAACGGACGCCCGCCAUUUUUAUUCUAAGACAAUCACACAGCCAAACUGAGAGAUACAAAGAAAUGAAUACUAUAAGUUUGAUACAUACAUAAGCCAUAAUGAAACUACAGACAUAUAUGCCUGAAAGAGCGAUUGAUGCGAUGCCAACACUUCCAGAACGAUCCUGAGCUUGGAAAGGAAGCAGAAGACGAGCAGUUUCCUCCUCCUAGAGAAUGUCCCCACGAUGCGACUAAUGAAUACAACAAAAACACUGAAUGACCUGAGAGAAUCUCCACCUCCAUCGCCUAAUUAGCGAAUGCACGAACUGAAUUUUUUUUGAAUUUGAUGUUAGUUUUUAUUUGAAAAAAUGUUCUUGUUUUAGUUUUUGUAUUUGGUAUCGCCUGUAAAAGGAAUUACAAACAAUGUCGUCAGUUA
This is a messenger RNA of Drosophila pseudoobscura, 1094 nucleotides long. RefSeq lists its product as uncharacterized. The record is from RefSeq and is a predicted model, not a curated record. The transcript is spliced from 2 exons. Lineage: Eukaryota; Metazoa; Arthropoda; Insecta; Diptera; Drosophilidae. Bases 96 to 677 code for a protein of 193 amino acids.